Messenger RNA from Marchantia polymorpha subsp. ruderalis, 4115 nucleotides. Lineage: Eukaryota; Viridiplantae; Streptophyta; Marchantiopsida; Marchantiales; Marchantiaceae. The record is from the annotation of a GenBank genome assembly.
AUGUGAGUUUAAUCAAGUUAGCUGACGAUGAAUGGAAAAUCUUGUAGCAUGUACACCAUUCUACGUCGAUAGUUGGGAUAUGUUAGCUGGGACAAUGCAUAUUUUAGAUCGUGACGUUGUUCGGACCCAGCCCUGUUUUACCCUUUCGGUUUCAUCAAUGUCCUCCCUCAGCAUUUUAAUACUUCUUGCUGUAUUUAUUGGUAGAGAUUUUAGAUUAUUUCCCGUUACACUUACCCUAGUUUCUGUAGUGCGAGUACUAUUUUGGCUGGUCCUGAGAGAGAUUCACGGGCUCUCUGAGCGGAAUGGAUGUCCAUAUGAUUCGUCUGAAGUUUGGCUCGUUUUCUCUUCCUUGAGUUAAUUCACUGCAAGAUCACGGACGUUGGUUUGUCAUUUCUGUUGAUAUUAAAUGGACCCGGGAAGUGCCAUACUAGGUCAAAGCUGGAGCCGCUGGACAAUUCACUAUUCUUGGGUCCAGCAUUGCCGUUCACAUUCCAGCAUGGAAAUUGGGAGCGUUGGAAACGAGGCUGCAUUCUCGGCUCUGUCAAUUUGAAAAUGCUGUCGACGGUUCUUCGGUGCUGAAAUUCUUCGGUGGACAUCGGAUGACAUUCUGCUCGCCUCCAUCUGAUCUAGUCUGAUACAUAGCAUUCUUGACGAAAUUAGGUCAUGGUCUUUCACAAUUGUGGGAUCUAUUCGUUUGAAACAUACAUUGAACAUGAUUCAACGCAAAUCGCAGCGAGCUUUAGUAAAGUUUGGGUCGGACGUAAGGCUUUUCGAGUCUGCUUUCUUUCUGCCACCCCGAUCGCGGAAGUCGGACACCUAGUGAUCCUCUGGACUCAACGUUUUGACAGUUUUUCUUCAAGAAAAAUCUGGCUUCAGCAAAACUGAUAACAAAUGAAACUCCAAAAGGAACAAAGACAACUGAAUGGAAGCGACACGUCGGAAUUUGCUAUUUUCCUUCAGUAGAGCUCGUUCAGUGGAAAUUUUAUUUCCGGAAGAAGUGGAGGAUUGGUAUCCCAAGCUAAGGACCGUGUGCUCCGCUUUAUCGGCUUCUUGAAUUGAAAUAUAAUGGUGCGCUCUGAUAGCCAUUCUCGGACACUGGGAUUCCAAAUGUGUUGUAAAUCAACUACCUGUCAUUGCUAGACAUGUUUACGUAUGUGCUCGUGCUGGAGUGCAAAUACGACGUCGGAGCUGGGAUCCUGACUCGGCUCAUUUUCGUUUUGUUUCACGAUCUUCUACCUCUCUGGUGGACUACAUUGAAGUUUAGAGUUCCGUGAACCAAAUCAAACAGGUGCCGCAGUUUUUUGCCGCUUGAGUUACGUAGAAGAUGAGUGAUAAAGGCGAAGAGGAUAGUGGGUCUGGUGAUAGUGGCGAAGGAGAAGGUGGAGAAAAAGACGUUGAAGGUAAUGUCGAUGAAGAGGAAGACACUGGAGAGGAAGGUGAAGCCGAGGACGAAGACAAUCAAGGAGAGGGAUCUCCUCAAGGUACUGACGAGAAUGAAGAGGGUACUCCAGAGGAAAACAAUGAUUCGCAGGAAGAAACUCAAGGAACUGAUGAUUCACCUCGUAAACCAUCAAGAGGUUAUAAGGGCAUGGACAAAGAAGAGGUUAAGAAAAUGUUGAGGAGACUAAGUAAGUCAGAGAGUUCCGAUGGGAGCGAUAGUGGGAGUGGCUCGUCCAGCAGUUUUGAUGAUUCUAUCGGCAACAGGAGAAGUAUAAAGACUCUACAAUCAUCAGUCAUCCGAGAUCAUGAGCUGCCUAUGAAAAUUGCUUACGAGCAGCUGGAAGAACUUGCCGCAAAUGCAGAGAAGGUGAAGUUUGCUAUCGAGAGGAAUCGAAAUCUUCUGAAUGUGCAGGUGAAGAAGAGUAAUUCAAGGUACUUGCGCGCUGCUUUCACAGCUUGGAAGCUAGAGCUUAAUUGGAAGAAGAGUAAGAAGAGGGAUUUGGAAUGGGCACAAGGGAAGUGGAAGAGAUCUUUAAUUUCUCGAGGAUUUCGAGCCUGGACCAGGGAGCACUUGGUUACUAGCAAGGUCAGACGGCUUGAGAAGUCUGUGAAGAAGAUCUUGGGCCGUCACACCCUGAGGCGUACUUGGAAAGCUUGGUUAGGUCAAGUCAAGGCAAGAUUACAAGAUGACGAGGAUCGCAGGAGGGAGAGACGACUAGUAAAAGAUCUUGAUCACAAGCACCAAGAUAAAAUAUGCCGGAGGGCCUGUAAUUUCAUGUACAGGUGGCGCUUGAGGAGGCUUUUCUUUGGGUUUAAGGAUGGAUGUGAUAUAAGUCGCAUGCAGUUUCUGCGGCAACUCGGAAUACACAAGCUGUUACAAAAGAGGAAGUUGAAACGUAUUUUGGCUGGUUGGCAAGACGCAAUCCUGGAGUCUAUGGCCCUUCGAAAAUUUCUCCAGACGAGACUGCGGUUGAGGACCUUGCGAAAAGCAUUUCAUGCAUGGCGAUCAGUUAAAGGAAGAGGACCCGGGGAUUUAGGUGGUGCGACAAUGUCUCGUGAUGAGUUUUAUCAGAAGUAUGCUAAAAACGUUGUGGCAGUAGCGUUUGCAGCCUGGGCUGGAAAGGUCUCCCAUAGGAAGCAAGGCGAGGAGCACUUGAGGUCUGUUAGUUUGUCUCUUGACCGACAAUUGUUGGGUAGGGCCUUUGAUGCUUUUGUGGAUGGGUGCCAUAUCAGCAAGCGUAGGGAUUCUCAAUCGAAGCAUGUGGUGGGAAAGUUGCAAAAGUGGAGAUUGAACAAGUAUUUUCAGGCUUGGAUAUGUUUCAUGCAGUUACAAGCUCAAAAGAAGAUGGGACGCCUGCAGGAACAUAUUGUUCAGGUCGAAAAGGAAAAUGACAGAGUGAGGCAGGAGAAUCAACGGUUGGCCCAUGUCAUAGACUCUGGUGAUUGGGGCAGAAAACGUAUUGCGGAGUUACUACAAGCAGGACAAGUACUUUCUGCGGAAAGGGAUGCAUUGACUCGCUUACUAGGGAGAAUGCAGCGACAACAUGGUUUUGCCCUAAAUCAGCAAAAAGUUCACCAGGAGGAAGUUAACGAAUUGAAGGAGCAGAUUCUACGCAAUAAGCAUCAUGUGCGUAACAAGCUUCUCGUCAAAGGAGCGUCCAGCUUCAACUCUCUCAUUAAGGCCAUGAAGGACGAUGUUUUGAAGAAUGGAAAUGAUUCUGAACUUCUUUACUCUAUCGAUAAGCUCGCAAUGGACGAGGUUACUGUCUUUCCUGAUGGGGAUCUUCAUGUGAAAGCUGUCCCGAGCUUUAAUAGAGGGAAAGGUAGUUGGCCAUCACGCCAUUCGAGUCCAGGCUCAACAAAAUCUCAACAAACUACCCAUGCUGAAGUCACUCACCAAGGACGAAGAAGUCCAACUCCAGCCAACAAGUCAAAAAUCAGGCCCAAGACACCCGUGCAGGCCAGCAGUAAUCAUCAGGAAGUCCCUGUUACUCCCGUUACACCUAGAUACGUUAGAUCGAGGACCCCUAUUAAGGGCCGAGCAUAUGGUAAGUUUGACUACACCCGAAAGCUAGAUGGCACUAGGGAACAACCAGUAGCGGCCAGAGUCCAAAGCGGAGACCGAAAUGUUCUGGUUAAGGGGGCAGGUUAUACAUCUCCAAGACCUGCGUCGUGAUUUUGUGCUCCAGUAACACUGUCGGAGUUUGGCCUUUUGGCAGUCAGUGGGUCGCGUGUAGGAAUGUUCUCUUUUUUGAUAUCGAAGAUUCUGUGGGUUGCUAAGUUGAGAGGGAAGACCACUGGGCCAGGAGUACCUAUCAAGGAAUUUCGAAAGCACCUGGAGUAUCUUGCUCAUAGCGGCAUGCUUGAACCAAACAGAAAAAGGUCAUCGGCAAUAGUGAAAGAGUGAAAGAGUAAGCUGUACUCAUUAGUAUUUGACCGUCAUGGCCUGACCAUGGAACGCGUCUGGGAGGUGCUGACUGAAAUAGGCCUGGAAGAAAAAGAUGGCAUGAAGGAGGAGGAAAGGAGUGGUCUCGGUGGGAAGUAGUUCUGCUUUGAUAUGUAGUUUGCUGACUGCAAACUCUUUUCUUGGGUAAGCGGAGAGGGGAGUUCUGUAUGGAAGAAAUUACGAAGAAUAAAGUGAAGAAGUGAAGGAUUUUAACAUUCGCCAUACGUAA